Oreochromis aureus is the source of this 4847-nucleotide messenger RNA. It is a transcript of the gene lmbrd2b, whose product is annotated as LMBR1 domain containing 2b. Lineage: Eukaryota; Metazoa; Chordata; Actinopteri; Cichliformes; Cichlidae. Gene Ontology annotation, biological process: adrenergic receptor signaling pathway. Bases 534 to 2648 code for a protein of 704 amino acids. The record is from RefSeq and is a predicted model, not a curated record. Gene Ontology annotation, cellular component: membrane. The transcript is spliced from 18 exons.
UCCUGUGAAAGCCUGCGUGCGCUAGUACGGCUUGCCACUCAUUCCCAGAAUCCUUUGCGGUUUUACCCCAGAAUGACGUCACCAGCUGCUGAGGAGGAAGCGCUUGAGCUGCAGCUGUGCUCAGCAGGGAGUGACGAUAACGUGUGAUGACGCUGUGACGCCGAUGACGUCAUCGUGCGUUCUGGAGCCGUCAAUCUUCUGUCUGAGGUAAUUCCUGAUCUAUACGGUGGAGGGCAGUAACGAUAAAGCGCUCUAAGAGAAGCAGCAGAAUGACAUGGUGUUUGCGCACGCGCAGACUGGCUGCCUUCCUGGCUCUGACGUCAUCUGCUCCUCCUGGUAGGGCCGGGAUGUGACGGGCUGAUGCUGCUGAGCUAACGAGCUGAAAUCAAGAGGUUUCUCACGGAGAACGGUGGCUAAUAGUAACAGGAGCGGCUCGCGGAGAUAACGUGGCCCCUGACGUCACUCCGAGAGGAGCCGGAGCCCACACAGGAAUCACGGUUUGUGUCAGUGCCUGCUGACGGGAGCGCGGCAGGAUGAGCGGGGCGGCACUCGGCAUCGAGAUCGUGGUGGUGUUUUUCUUGGCGCUGUUCCUGCUGCACCGAUAUGGAGACUUCAAGAAGCAGCAGCGCAUGGUGCUGUUCGGCACGCUGCUGGCCUGGUACCUGUGCUUCCUCAUCGUUUUCAUCCUGCCUCUGGAUGUCAGCACGACAAUCUACAGGCAGUGCGAGCACGACCACAAGGAGCAGACAUCUGUUCCCGCCCUCGUCUCACCGCUGUCCAAUCACACGAUAGUAAACACAACUGGUGCACCCACAAAAAGUGUACAAACGCUGUGCCACAAGCCGUGGAGCUACAUCCCUGAUGGCAUCAUGCCAGUGUUCUGGAGGGUGGUGUACUGGACCUCUCAGUGCCUCACGUGGCUGCUGCUGCCCUUCAUGCAGUCGUACGCUCGCUCCGGGGGCUUCUCCAUCACCGGGAAAAUCAAAACGGCACUGAUUGAGAAUGCCAUUUAUUACGGGACAUACCUGCUCAUUUUCGGCUCUCUGCUCAUUUACGUGGCCGUUCAUCCUGAGUUGCACCUCUCAUGGUACGGGCUACAGACCAUCGGGAUCACCGCCGCCAACACCUGGGGUUUGUUCCUGCUGGUGCUGUUGCUCGGGUACGGGCUGGUGGAGAUCCCUCGGUCCUACUGGAACGCCUCCCGGCACGGACACCUACUCAUCAAGACCUACUUCAAGGCAUCCAAACUGAUGACGGAGAAGGCGGAUGCAGAAGAGAACCUGGAAGAUGUCAUGGAGGAGGUGAGAAAAGUCAGCGAAUCCAUCAAAUACAACCACCCGCUGAGGAAGUACAUCGACACCAUCCUCAGGAAAUGCCCCUUGGACUACCAGGAGAAGAUGGGCAGGAACAUGGACGACUACGAGGACUUUGAUGACAAACAGAAUACGUACCCGACGGAGAAGAGCCUGGUGAAGCUUCAUAAACAGGUGAUCUACGCCGUGCAGAGACACAACAGGACUCGUGUGCAGUGGCAAAUCCUCCUGCAGCAGGCCAUCCACCUGGAGGACGUGGCCAAGAACGAGACCAGCUCCACCCACCAGUUUGUCCACAGCUUCCCUUCAUCAGAGCCGGCCGGCUGGUUCAGCAGAUACAUCUACACCCCGACUGUAGAGUGGUACUGGGAGUGCUUCCUGAAGCGCUGGUUUUACCGCCUCCUCGCCAUCGUCCUGACUCUGUUCAGCGUGGUUGUGGUUUGGUCCGAGUGCACCUUCUUCAGCACACGGCCCGUCCUCUCGCUGUUCGCCAUUUUCAUCCAGUUGGCUGAGAGAGACUACAACUACCUGUACAUCGAGAUGGCGUGCUUUAUUACAAUCUUCUUCCUGUGCACCUGUGUUUACUCCACCGUGUUUCGCAUCCGAGUCUUCAACUACUAUUACCUGGCCUCUCACCACCAGACCGACGCCUACAGCCUCCAGUUCAGCGGCAUGCUGUUCUGUCGUCUGACUCCUCCUCUCUGUCUCAACUUCCUGGGUUUGAUCCACAUGGACUCCACCAUCUCCCACCAGGAAAAGCUGCAGACUGCUUACACUUCUAUCAUGGGAUCCAUGCGGGUCCUCUCUUUCAUUGCUAAUGGCUUCUACAUCUACUACCCCAUGCUGAUCGUCAUCCUCUGCAUCGCCACCUACUUCAGUUUGGGGACUCGCUGCCUGAAUCUUCUGGGCUUCCAGCAGUUUAUGGAUGACAGUGAAAUGACCUCUGACCUGAUCGACGAGGGAAAGGAGCUGAUCCGCCGUGAGAAAAGGAAGAAGCAGAGGAUUGAAGAUGGUGAGAACAGACGUAGGGAGUGGAAGGAGCGCUACGGGAACCCGAGAGAAGACUACGCUGCGAGGAACAGGAGCAGCCACGAGAUGAAGGAGACGAGCUACUCAGACACCGUGAGCUCCAGCAACAGCAGACAGGCUAAAUAUUCCCGGUCUGGGAGCCGAGCAGAGAGGGACCGCAUUGAGCUGCUGCACGACGCCGAGCCCUUGGACUUCAACGCCGACGCGCUGACAGACGACCCACCGGACGCUGAGUCUGGAAGGCACUCUGGAGGACGGUACCUGUCCAUGUCGUCAUCUCGUAGCCGAAUAUUUGACGACGUCUAGAAGAGAAGUCUGAAUCACUGUCCACACGUCCACCUGCAGCAUGACCUCCAUCACUCAGCACUCGGCAUGCACACUGAAUAAAAGUCGCUCAGGUCAACUUCUUCGCCUGCAAACAUCUGCGUAAACACUUUGCAUCCGUUUCUGUAUGCGGCUGCAGGUCCAUGAAGGCACUUUUAAAGGAAUAUUAAAAUUACUCAGCAUGUGACAGACUGCAGGCCUGAGCUUCUUAACAGAUCAAACACUCAAUUUACUGCAUGUCAUGAAGGCAGGAGAGGCAGUCUGAGCACAUGAAUGUGAAUCACUUUAUCCGCAGGUUUCAUGGAGGUCCUGCUAAUAUAUUUAAUUUCUAGUGUUUAUUCUUUAAUGUUGUAGAUUUAUUUAACUGUCUGUCACGAUGGGAGCUGUUAGGAUUCGCUGAUUCAGUCACUGAUAAACCUGAAAUCCUUCAGUCAUGUAGGAGGUCAGGGCUUCAUGUCUAUGGGAUUAAUGCGCAGUUUAAUUGAAUCUGUAUUUCUCUGUAAUUUAAAGCUGAUUGGGAGGUGAUGGUAUCUGAAACCAUAUAAUCACUGUAAACUCUGUGAUUAAUUACCUGAUCGACCAUCAACAAUUUCACUGUGUUUAAACAGGAAUGAAUCCAGUUUUACUGUAAUAUAUACAGUACUGUGCAAAAGUCUUGAGCCCUCGUUUCCCUCAUUUCUUUACAUUUUGCAGGAAAACUGGAAAGGUGUAGCGAUUUACUGAAAUAGGCAAAUAUUAAUUAAAACGUCCAGAAUAUGAGGAGUUCUAACGAGCUUGAAAAGUGAAUGUUUGCUCCGACCUUCAUCCUUCAGCCCAGUCUGAUCUGUCGUCUUUGUGAGGAUAUACAGGAACACUUCUCCAGGCUUCUUGAAGGACAUUCAAAGCUCUUCUUUGGAUGUUUCUCCCUUUUGUGGAUAAUGAUGAUGAUGAUGCCACAUUUUUAUGUCAUGCUGAGCUCUGUGCUCUGAGAAGACCAGACCAUGACUGAUGGUGUUAUUGUUACAGUACAGCAGUGAGGUCACUGUGAGGUCACUGCUGUACUGUUUUUCCUAUUUCUUAAGGAUGUGACUUUAACAUACUGUUCAGAAAAUAUUAAAAAUAUUACAAGAAUGCUUGACUUUGAAGCAAAAUAUAAACAAAUUAAGGGCAGCUCAAGACUUUUGCACAUUACUGUGUCCAGUUGAAGGAAAUAUUGACAGGUGUUUGCUUCAUACAUGGAUUACAGAAGUAAGAAAAAGAGAAGUGACCUUUUAAAAAGCAGUUUCAUUUUACAGGGUAUCCGCUGUGCUGGUCAUUCUUACAAAGUUGUCACAUUUUAGAGCUUCGGAUGGUCUUUUUUACCUUCCAGGCAGCCAGCGUUAGCUUCUUUCAUCUUAAGUAGGCAGUUCAAGUUUAAACCUGCUGACUUGUUCAUGUAAAGUGAGCAGAGUUUCAUCUGUGUGCUGUUAGAUUUAUAUUUGUUUUUGUUUACAUUAUAAUAAACUGGAAAUAUAUAGUACCAAGAGCAGAUCCCUGAGGAACCCCAGGAGUCAACGAGGGGUUGUAGCUGCUUAUGAAUGUAUUUAUUAUAUUUAUUAUAAAGUAAAGAGGCUGAGGCUGCCUGGAAUGUAGGAAAAACAAUAUAAAAACAUGACAGUGAGCUUAGGAGGAUUUCUUCAGUCACAUUUUUAUGAAGCACUAGUUUAUAGCACUAAUAUGAAGUGAGCUAAAUCUCUAAAGCAAAGAACUGGUCCUUUAAAUAGCGUUAGCAUUACGUGUUGCGGCGUUGAUGAAGAUCCUGCUGGCAGAAAUGAUCUUCAGUCAGAAAGGUUGAUGGUCAGGAUGAACCUGGACACUUCUCUGUACAUAUGUAUCAUAUCUUUUGUAUGAUAUGGGAUAAUUAUUGAUAGAGACAGACGUGAAUUUGUAUUUAUAUUUCUUUUUUCUCAGCCUGUUAACACUGUACCUUCUCUCAGUGACCUCCUGCCUUUACAAACGGCUCUUCUGUUUCUGUCUCAUCGUUCUGGUGAUGAAUAUUUAUCGUCCACCAUGAUCACAGCACAUUGUCUGGUUCUGGGGAGUAGACCGUGUGUUGAUCUGAGUCCUGUGAUUUACAGUAGUGAUUUAUUCCCAAGACAAAAUAAAAAUGUCCUCUGCUGCUGUGUUGUUACACAAUAAAAAUGACUGAGGUGUCAGAAAUGG